UACAUUUUCUACCCAAAAUUAAAUAUAGUUUGAUUCGUGGUGUUGUUAGAGGUAACGUGAAUCAGCCAGAGAUGUUCUCACAAAUCAUACCAAAAAGGUUUGGGAAAAAAAUCAAACAAAAUAAAAUCCAACAUCUUUUCCCCUUUUAUUAAUUAAAAAAAACUGCAUAUUAAUAUGUGUGAAUGUGUGAAUGGGUCUGUGACUACAAGUAUACGUCAUUUACCAUUAAUGGUUUAUGACCUUAGUCAUGAAACAAUUAAAAACAUAUUUAUAUAUUCUGUUAAAUGCCAGGGAUUUUGUAGGCUCCCCUCGUUUCUUGUGAUGUUUAUAGAUUUUUUUUAAGCCUUUAUUUUGAAGGUCGGUCCGGAAGUGUACGUCAGCGCAGCGCGCGGUGCCGCAGGCUGCUGGACUACUGGCAGCAGCGGCAGCAGAGACAGCGGUAGAUGCCGUCCCAUCGUCAGAUCCCACCAUCGGGGCUGCCGCGCUCCGCUCCUCCGGCGCCCACACCAUGACUCCCGCAUCCAGCCCCGCAGUCUGAAACGCUCCGAGGACCGCUGUGUGUGUGUCGCGCGCAUCCAUCUCCCCUGCAAGAGCAUCGCGGCGAUCCGCAACCCGCCAGCCGCGAACGGUGACAGGAGGGAACUCCCCCGCGCCGCGGAGCUGCGCUUUUCGCCGCAGAGAGAGGCGUCCCGCAGCACCACCGCCACGCAGAGUCCCCCCGCGCCACGCCGCAACAUGUCAUUCACGGGCAAGGACACGAACAGCGGGCAUUACGCCAACUAUGUGGGACCGUACCGCCUGGAGAAGACGCUGGGCAAAGGACAGACAGGUCUGGUGAAGCUGGGUGUCCACUGUGUCACGUGUCAGAAAGUGGCCAUAAAGAUCGUGAACAGAGAGAAGCUCAGCGAGUCCGUUCUCAUGAAGGUGGAGCGGGAAAUAGCCAUUCUGAAACUCAUAGAGCAUCCUCACGUUUUAAAGCUGCAUGAUGUCUACGAAAACAAGAAAUACCUGUACUUAGUGCUGGAACACGUUUCAGGCGGCGAGCUUUUCGACUACCUGGUGAAAAAGGGCCGCUUAACCCCAAAAGAAGCCCGGAAGUUCUUCAGACAGAUCAUCUCAGCUCUGGACUUCUGCCACAGCCACUCCAUAUGUCACAGAGACCUGAAGCCGGAGAACUUGUUGCUAGAUGAGAAGAACAACAUCAGGAUAGCAGACUUCGGCAUGGCGUCUCUGCAGGUCGGGGACAGUCUGCUGGAGACCAGCUGCGGAUCACCACAUUACGCCUGUCCGGAGGUGAUCAGGGGGGAGAAGUACGACGGGAGAAAAGCAGACGCUUGGAGCUGUGGAGUCAUCCUGUUUGCACUUUUAGUGGGUGCGCUGCCUUUUGAUGACGACAACCUGAGGAAUCUUCUGGAGAAGGUGAAGCUAGGGGUUUUCCACAUGCCUCACUUCAUCCCCCCAGACUGUCAGAACCUCCUGCGCGGCAUGAUCGAGGUGGACGCCAGCAAGCGGUUGACGCUGGAGCAGAUCCAGAAGCACUCGUGGUACCUAGGAGGAAAGAAUGAGCCAGAGCCCGAGCAGCCCGCCCCCAGGAAGGUGGCCAUCAGGAUGCUGGCUGCUGCUGAGGAGAUCGACCCAGACGUCCUGGAGAGCAUGCACUCUCUGGGCUGCUUCAGAGACAAGGACAAGCUGUCCAAAGACCUGCUGUCUGAGGACCACAAUCAGGAGAAAAUGAUCUACUUCCUGCUGCUGGACCGGAAGGAGAGAUACCCAAGCCACGAGGACCAGAACCUGCCACCUCGCAACGAGAUUGAUCCACCCAGGAAGCGCGUAGACUCCCCCAUGCUGAGCCGGCACGGCAAACGUAGACCGGAGAGGAAGUCCAUGGAGGUGCUGACCGUCACGGAGGGGGGCUCACCCGUGCCAGUGCGCAGAGCCCUGGACAUGGCAACCCACGGCCAGAGCAAAUCUGUGUUCAGUAAAAGCUUGGAUAUCACAAACGCUAACUGCAGCAAGGAGGAAAGGUCGAGGUCGAUCAGUGGCGCCUCCUCUGGCCUGUCCACCAGCCCUCUCAGCAGUCCCAGGCCCAGUCGGCGUUUUUUUGUUCCACCCCAGUCCCCAGACCUGUGUCAGUCCCCCAACUGCAGCCCCACCCACUCCACUGAGGUCCGCCUUAAUGGGACAGGUCCCCAUGUUCCCAACUCCUACCAGCCAAAGAUGGGCUCCCCCCUCAUGCAUCCCCGGACACAGACCCUCCCUGCCAAGCCCAAAGCGUCAGAAAAGCCACUGCAGACCACCAGAUCCAACCCCCUCCCCCACACAACCCAGAACCCCAGCACCCCAAAAUCUGAGCCGUCCACCCCAAGCCAGCCUCUGGUGCCCUUUGUACCCAACAGUCCCCGGGUGAGGCGUCACCCUCCACUCACAGUUCCCCCCAAACUGUCCAUACCCCUCUUCCCAGUGCCCCCCAUGUCACCCCUUCGCCGCCCCCACCUUAACCCUGACCACAAUGGCAAAUCUGUCCCCUUCACACAGGUGACCCCUCACCCCUCCCCAAGAGGAAGCCCUCUCCCUACCCCAAAAGGCACACCUGUGCACACCCCUAAGGACAGCCCCGCUGGCACCCCCAGCCCAACUCCACCGCCCAGCCCGUCCAUCGGGGGCAUGCCCUGGAGGACGCGCCUCAACUCCAUCAAAAACAGCUUCCUAGGCUCGCCGCGCUUCCACCGCAGGAAAAUGCAAGUUCCCACCCAGGAGGACAUGUCCAGCCUCACCCCCGACUCCUCUCCAGA
Messenger RNA from Oryzias melastigma (Indian medaka), 2792 nucleotides. Its product is annotated as serine/threonine-protein kinase BRSK2. Lineage: Eukaryota; Metazoa; Chordata; Actinopteri; Beloniformes; Adrianichthyidae. Gene Ontology annotation, biological process: protein phosphorylation; intracellular signal transduction; microtubule cytoskeleton organization. Gene Ontology annotation, molecular function: protein serine/threonine kinase activity; ATP binding; tau-protein kinase activity. Gene Ontology annotation, cellular component: cytoplasm. The record is from RefSeq and is a predicted model, not a curated record.